This is a messenger RNA of Vigna angularis (adzuki bean), 2175 nucleotides long. Its product is annotated as DEAD-box ATP-dependent RNA helicase 52B. The transcript is spliced from 6 exons. Gene Ontology annotation, cellular component: nucleus. The record is from RefSeq and is a predicted model, not a curated record. Gene Ontology annotation, molecular function: ATP binding; RNA helicase activity; RNA binding. NCBI's taxonomy places the organism in Eukaryota, Viridiplantae, Streptophyta, Magnoliopsida, Fabales, Fabaceae. Bases 115 to 1968 code for a protein of 617 amino acids.
UAUAAGCACCCAUUCAAACCCUUCCAUUAUUAUUCUUACUACUACUCUACUGCUACUACCAAACCAAAACUCCUCCUCUUCUUCCUCGCUUCAUUCUUUAAACAACCCUUCACCAUGCCCUGGUCUUAUGCUUCCCCCUAUGUGCCUCCCCAUCACAACUCUAACUACAUUCCACCUUCCGAUGAUCCUGCUCACAACGGAUUUUCCCGUGCUUCCGCUCCCCGUCCUGGAGCCUGGCAACGCGGCGGCAGCGCCGGCCGUGGUGCCUCCGGUGGUCGUGGAAUCUCUCGGCCCCGUGAGUCUUCUCACCGGAACUCACGUUUCCCCGUGGAGGAACAAGAAAAUGGCGACGCUAUUAACUUUGACGCGUACGAGUCUGUCCCGGUGGAGGCGAGUGGGAAGGACGUGCCUCCGCCGGUGAACGUCUUCGACGAUACGGACUUGGACGAAGGGUUGAAGAGGAAUAUCAAGCGAUGCAAGUACGUGAAACCCACGCCCGUUCAGCGUCACGCGAUUCCCAUAGCUACCGCGGGCCGUGACCUUAUGGCGUGUGCACAGACUGGGUCGGGGAAAACGGCGGCGUUUUGCUUUCCCAUCAUAUCUGGGAUUUUGAAGGGUCGCUCCUCUUCUGCGUUUUCGCCUGUAUCUCGUGGUGUCGCUGUUGCGUACCCCACUGCGCUUAUUUUGUCUCCUACGAGGGAGUUAUCUUGCCAGAUACGCGAUGAAGCGAACAAAUUUGCAUUUCAAACUGGAGUGAAGGUUGUUGUUGCCUAUGGUGGAUCUCCUAUCAUUCAGCAGCUGCGCCUUUUGGAGAAGGGGGUUGACAUAUUAGUUGCCACUCCUGGGCGUUUGGUGGAUAUUAUUGAAAGAGAAAGGGUUUCGUUGGCGAGGAUUAAGUACCUUGCAUUAGACGAAGCUGAUCGUAUGCUGGACAUGGGUUUCGAGCAUCAAAUACGCAAGAUUGUGGAGAAAAUGCACAUGCCACCGCCAGGUAUCAGACAGACAUUGUUGUUCAGUGCAACGUUCCCUAAUGAUAUACAGAAGCUAGCUUCGGACUUUUUGUCGGACUACAUAUUCUUGUCUGUUGGGAGAGUUGGAUCGAGUACUGAACUGAUUGUGCAGAAGAUUGAGCUUGUACAGGAUACAGACAAAAGAGACAAACUUGUUGCUCAUCUUCGUAACCAAAAGGUGCAUGGGACCAAUGGGAAGCAUGCUUUGACUCUUGUAUUUGUUGAAACAAAAAGAGGAGCAGAUGCUUUAGAAAGCUGGUUAUCGAAAAGUGGCUUUCCAGCUAUUGCCAUACACGGAGACAAAGUUCAAUUGGAAAGGGAACGGGCUUUAAGAUCUUUUAAAUCUGGACAUACUCCUAUUUUGGUUGCAACCGAUGUUGCUUCGAGGGGAUUGGAUAUCCCGCAUGUGGCUCAUGUCAUAAACUUUGACUUGCCUAGAGACAUAGAUGACUAUGUACACAGAAUUGGACGAACAGGCCGUGCAGGCAAAUCUGGUUUAGCCACUGCUUUCUUCAGUGACAAGAACAGUCCAAUGGCAAAGGCUCUUGUUGGACUCUUGCAGGAGGCAAACCAAGAAGUUCCUUCUUGGCUCAACCAGUUUGCAGAGUGUUCCUCCUCAGGUGGCCGUGGUCGUGGUUAUGGAUCACAGCGUUAUAGCAGUGGUAGCUAUGGCGGUCGUGAUUUUCGAAAUCCCACUGAACCUGAGGUGCAAAGCUACAACUGCUACGGUUCUCAUGGCAAUGCAGAUAAUGCGGUAGAAUCUUUUAGUACAACUUCAUACGUUGAUACCUCGUACGACAUGCAAAACUACCCUGUAGAAACAUCUUUUGACAAUUUGAAUAUAAGUUGCAGUUAUGAAGAAGGAGAUGUUAACUCUAUUGAACUGUGUGGAGGUGUAACGGUUGGUGAAGAGGGGCCUAGUGGUUAUGCAUCUAUUGUUCCCACUGGAUGGGACUAGACUUGUAUAGUUGGUAGUGGAAUGUUUUUUUGCUUUAGAGGGUUGACAUUUUAGCAUCAAAUAUAUAAUCUUCCAUACUAUAGUGAUAUUAGUGAAGAAGUUGGUAGCCGCUUUCAUGGUUCCAGAUUAUGCCACACUUUUUUGUGCACCCUCUAGUCCUAAUACAACAGAUUAUUAUGGAUGUAAUUUGUUUUGCUUAUUUAUAAG